Peronospora belbahrii is the source of this 2307-nucleotide messenger RNA. The record is from the annotation of a GenBank genome assembly. NCBI's taxonomy places the organism in Eukaryota, Oomycota, Peronosporomycetes, Peronosporales, Peronosporaceae.
AUGAGCUUGCGUGUAGAUGGCAAGUUAUUAUGGCGUAAACUCUUUGUAUUUGAUUAUCAACCAGAUGAUGACGUAUACAUCAGUACUCAAGACAUUACAGACCGACUAUGUGGCGUCAUUCAGACCGCCAUCGCCCGUGAACGUCAUGAGCCUUUACGUCAAAUGUUACUGCAGCGUCUCGGAUAUUGGCUACGAUCGGACGUUGUGUCUCCAUUCUGGCGCUUCUUUGACGCUCUACCGGUAGAAAUUGAUCGAUAUGGAAGCUCUCGAUCUGGAAGAAGACGUGUGGCUCUACUGUGCGCCCAGCAACUGACACUUGCACUACAAUUUGCCGAAGACGCCUUUGCUCAUUGUGUGCAGAUCGCCAGUCUCUUUGACGAUCAUGUGCCACUCGAAGAGCAACAUAACAAGACAAUGUUGCAGGAGAUAAGGACGAGCUUCCGGUGUGUGAUAUUUGAAGACUUGCAAGCGGUCGCGAGGUUCGAGGAGUUGCUGCUCAUCUUUUUCUCGAUGAGCUUUGAGAAAUUCCGACGUGAGGAAAAGUCACACACUUUUGACUCGAGACCGAUACGACAGACACUGCUACAGUUACAAUGGAUGGAUGUGAUGGAGCUAGCAUUGCUACGGGUGCUACACUCACAGGUGAAGAAGGUGGUGAGGUCAAUGUGUGGAGAAGUAUACGAUGAGCCGUUCCUUGCACAAGUGGAGCAAUGGACGUGCACUGAAUUUCUGCCGUGGCUGGAGGAAAUGGCGCAGACAAAUGAUGCUGCGUCGUUGGAAAAAUGGAAACAGAUUCUAUCGCGACACGUGCUUCAGGAAUUUGGAAGCCGACGCAUUACGCAACUCUUUGAGAUUAUCAAGGAAUUUCCUGACAGCGUGCCAGCUUUGGAGGAUCUUCGACAGUGUCUUGAGCGUACCCAACAGCACGGCGAGCUCGUGCAAGAAUUCCGAGAUGUGUUGCAGUCGCGACUACUCCAGCCAGGAGCCAACACAUCUGCAAUUCUGGAUAUUUAUGUGUCUACCAUCAAGGCGUUCCGACUUCUAGACCCGAAGGGCGUCUUGCUUGAAGCAUUGAGCGGCCCUGUGAAGGAGUACUUGAGGAAGCGUAAAGACACAGUGCGCUGCAUCGUCCAGAGUCUUACCGAUGAACAAAAUGGCGAUUUAUUCGAAGAACUUCGCCGCGAUAACAUGCGUAUCAUACAGCAUGACGACGAUAGCGAUGAUGAUGAGGAUAUAUCACCGGAUUUGUGGGAGCCAGAUCCAAUUGAAGCGGACCCGACAAAAUCCUCGCAAAGUCGAAGCAGCGACGACAUUUUAAGAAUUUUGGUUAAUAUCUAUGGAAGCCGCGAGCUUUUUGUAAAUGAAUACCGGAUGAUGCUGGCAGAUAAGCUACUGCAAAAUCGUGAAUUUGAUACCGAUCGCGACGUGCAGACAUUAGAAUUGUUAAAGCUGCGUUUUGGAGAGGAGAAUUUGCAGCAGUGUGAGAUCAUGGUGCGCGACAUUGAAGACUCAAAACGGGUUAAUUUGAAUAUUCAAUCUUCGAUGGAGAACUCGGCUGUAAAGGCUGCAGCAAGAGAUGGAAGAGUGAUGGACCAACCUGACUGGGCUGAAUAUUCGCUCUCAUAUGUCGAUGCAACGAUUGUUUCCCAACAAUUUUGGCCACCGUUGCAAGGUGAAGACUUUGUGCUGCAUCCAACCGUGUCGAAGAGAAUUGACGCGUAUACAGAAUCAUACCACGUCCUGCGCAAUCCACGUUCUCUGAAUUGGAAUGCUUCACUUGGGUCCGUUCAGCUGUCAAUUGAUAUGCAAGGCGAAGAGCGCGAGUUUACUGUCUCGCCUCUUCAAGCCACGCUGAUACUUUAUUUUGAAGAAAGAGACCGUUGGACUGUUGAAGAGCUUGCUGCAAAAUUAGAAGUUUCUGACGAUGUGCUACUGAAGCAUGUGUCUUUGUGGUUAAACCACGGACUGGUUUCGUUUGCAUCGGGACGAAAAGAACUAGUGGCAAGCACAUCAUUCCAGGACGCUCGGUGCAAUGGUGACUCGGCAGUUGAUGAACUUGAAACUGCCGUGUCAUCCGAUGCUCAAGCAGAAGAGGAUUUCAAGGUGCUGGAGAAUUACAUCGUGGGCAUGCUCUCAAACUUUGGGUCACUUAGUAUCCAGCGAAUCCACAAUAUGCUAUCCACAUUUGCGCGAAGUGGUGCACAACCAUACACCAAGACAAUCUCUGGACUUUCGGUAGUUCUUGGCAAGCUAGUCACCAUCGGCAAGCUCGAACUUAUUGGUGAUCACUACCAACUUACUAAAUAA